GUGUGUAUAGUCCAGAAGAGAGAUUCAAAGAAGAUGUAUGCAAUGAAGUACAUGAAUAAAGCAAUGUGUGUGAAGAAUGAAGCCGUGAGAAACGUUCUGAAAGAGGUGGAGAUACUGACAAACCUAGACCAUCCAUUCCUUGUCAAUCUUUGGUUUACAUUUCAGGAUGAGGAGGACAUGUUUAUGGUUGUGGAUCUCCUGCUGGGUGGAGAUCUGAGGUACCACAUUCAACAAGAAAGUCAGUUUAACGAGGACAGAGUGAAGCUGUAUAUUGCUGAGAUAUCCUUGGCUUUAGAUUACCUGCAGUCUAAACAUAUUAUUCACAGGGACAUAAAGCCGGACAAUAUUCUGCUUGAUGAGGAAGGUCAUGUCCAUAUAACAGACUUUAACAUCGCCACGGUGAUCAGUGAGGGACAAUUAGCCACCUCUAUGUCGGGAACAAAGCCUUAUAUGGCUCCAGAAAUGUAUGCUUGUGCCUUAGAGGAAUGUUCUGGUUACUCCUAUGCUAUAGACUGGUGGUCACUAGGGAUCUGUGCCUACGAAAUGCUCAGAGGAAGGAGACCAUAUGAGAUCCAUUCAAGCACAACUGCUCAAGAAGCAAAGCAUAUUUUUACUGGUUCACGGCCCUGCUCAUCUGCCUUGUGGGAAGAAAGUAUACGAGGAUUGCUCAAACAGUUGUUGCAUUUAGACCCUGAAAAGAGAAUAUCUACACUGACAGUGCUGAAAGAAAACAAAUACAUGGAAGACAUUGAUUUUGCCAAGGUCCUACAGGGGCAAAUUAAACCCUCAUUUGUGCCUUCAAAAGAUCAUUUGAAUUGUGACCCCACAUAUGAACUUGAGGAAAUGAUAAUUGAAGCCAAUCCAUUGCACAAGAAGAAAAAACGACUAGCAAAACAGAGUUCCAGAAGAUCAGACGGACAUGUGAAUUCUCAGGAAACAAAUGAUGAAGAAAAAGCGAUAGAAUUAGCCUUUGCCAACUUCCAGGCCUUCAACAGGGAGAGAGAGACAGGUGAGAAGCGCCGCCUCCGUAUGACUACAAGUGAUUCUGCUUUAGCUCAACAUAAGAUAUCUCAUUCAGACGUAGAUAAAGACUUUAAGAAAAAAGCUCUUAGUAAAGCCAAUAGUGAAUCUACUGCACAAUAUUUAAGGGUGCAGGACAAGACUUGAUGUGGAGAGUUUUAUGUUAUUAAGUUUAAUCUAAUUGUGAUAAUGUUUGACUUAAUAUGUUUUCCUUAUCUAGUCAGGACCUUAUAAUGUUAAUUAAUGAUAUACAGUCGAACUUCGUUCCCUCGAAUUCGGAUAAUUAGAGCACCACCCUUCAUUCAAAAUCAUCGUCAGGUCCCGGCCAAAUUCCUAUAUUAAAUUUUUAUUGUUCGAUAACUUGAACAAAUUUUGAUGAUCCUGUUGAGCUCGAGAUAAUGAAGUUUGACUGUACAUAUAACUGAUUAAUU
Mercenaria mercenaria is the source of this 1451-nucleotide messenger RNA. RefSeq names its product serine/threonine-protein kinase 32A-like. The record is from RefSeq and is a predicted model, not a curated record. Gene Ontology annotation, molecular function: ATP binding; G protein-coupled receptor binding; G protein-coupled receptor kinase activity. NCBI's taxonomy places the organism in Eukaryota, Metazoa, Mollusca, Bivalvia, Venerida, Veneridae. Gene Ontology annotation, biological process: protein phosphorylation; G protein-coupled receptor signaling pathway; regulation of signal transduction.